ACGUGCCCUUUGCUUUGCUUCGAGACGCACAUCAGCCACUCCACUGCUGCACACUGGCAGGGGUCCCACUGCCCUAGAGACCCAACCUCUUUCUUGUCGCACGCCCUGAGGCUCGGGGGCGUCUAGAGCAAAAAUAACUCCGUGUGUCCAUAUGGACUCGAAUAAUAGCUCUCGGUUUGUUGUGACGGCGUGGCGCAAUGGCCAUGAAUUGCUUCAGCUACGCCACGACUUGUACUGCUCUGAGACGCUUAGAAGAGAAAAGGCUGUCAACAAGGUUUUUGCGUGGCGCCUGCGUAAGCCAGAUGCUCUGCCUUUGCUGCUAGAAUCGACGGCAGAUAUUGUUGAUGUCAUCCUCCAAGAUGAGAGGGGCGGGCUGCAGCAUAAUGCCUUGCGGCUGUUGUAUGCAACAGCACUAUCAAGAUUCGUAACCGGCCUAGCAGAUACCCAGAUCGACUUGACGCGUGAUCGCCCCUCGUGGUUUCCCGCUGGAAAAUCCCUCCAGCUACCCCUCUCCCUGCUGGAAACGCGGCACCGCAUCGUUCAUCGGCAUUUGCCAUCGCUUGCAGAGCUGAAGCGCGCUGCCGCAGACUCUCUCGAGUGGCUGUGGGAGUGGUACUGGCGACAACUGGAUUAUGCCUUUGAGACUGGCGACGCCGACGGCGAGGCUGAGGCUGAGUUUGGGUUAGAAACUAGAGCAGCAAUCAAGGAGAAACUGCAAGCCGUAUUGAAGUCGUACGUCAAGGAAAGAAAGAAUGAGAUCAAGCAACGACGACAAGACAACAAGGCCGCUCAAACAGCCUUGUCAACGUACACCUUGCAUUUCUCCGCCAACACGCCCACACAACGUGUUCUGCUUGACCUCGUCGUAGACGACAAAAUGAUUCUACCCACGGACAAGAAGCUAGGCUCCUCAAUGUCCGGUGCCUUUCUCAUCUGGACCCCUUUACUCGUAGCAUUCUGUACUUCAUCUACACUCUCAAUCAACGCACUCGUUACUCGCCUCCUCGACCAGCUCUCCGUGUUCAAGGUAAGCAGCCAUCAUGAUUCCAUCGUGGACUCGGACAACCCUAUCAAAGAAGCAAUGUACACCUGGCUCCUCCACAUUCUCACCUCAUCCGAUUGGGCCCCUGCAAGACGAGUCGUCGCUGUAUCAGCGGAGAAGAAGAUGCAAGAAGAAGUUCUUGUGCAGAUUUUCUCUGGCCCGUGUUUCUGGGGCUUGAAACUCGCCGAGGCGCUGCUGGACAAGGGAGAUGUGGCUAGUGCGGAGUCCUGGCGUGCUGUUUUAGUUGCUGCGAGGAGUGAGGGCGAAGUAGAAGGUGACGAUAUGGAGCUUGAUGUUGAGGCUGAGAGUAUAACCGCGGCGUUGCCUGUACGGCGGACUGAAAACGGGAGCCAGGAAAAGAUUCAGGGACCUGUUAAGGUGUUGGGAAUGUGGAAGAGUAGGCCGAUUGGAUGGAUACCUGAGGGGUGGGAUGAUGAUGACUAAGUAGAAUUUUCCUUCUCCUUGUUUAAAGGACUUGGUUGAGCGAGAUUUUUUUUUGUUGUAUAAAAAAAAAGUGUCUUUUUUUGGUAUAUAAGCGACAUGGAAAAAGUUUGGCUUGGGUCUUGAUGAAAAUAUGUAAAAAGGUACGAAUCACUCUUUCCAUUUGUUGAUUUUCUUUGUGUGUUCUUCUACAAUAUAUCUUCUUCUCU
Messenger RNA from Bipolaris maydis ATCC 48331, 1692 nucleotides. Its product is annotated as Las1-like-domain-containing protein. Gene Ontology annotation, molecular function: endonuclease activity. Lineage: Eukaryota; Fungi; Ascomycota; Dothideomycetes; Pleosporales; Pleosporaceae. The record is from RefSeq and is a predicted model, not a curated record. Gene Ontology annotation, biological process: maturation of LSU-rRNA; maturation of 5.8S rRNA. Gene Ontology annotation, cellular component: Las1 complex; preribosome, large subunit precursor.